ACGUCACGCUCUCAAUAAUAUCGACUAAUCGAACGUUGCCAUUUGGCCGCGAGAUUCGUGGUCGACAUGAUUGAUGGAUAGAUCGAUUGUUACCGCGUUGGAAGUUGAGACGGUGGUGGGAAGUGGCAGCUUGACGUGACGGAUUUUCAGGAACGUCCGGUGUUCGAAUUUAUUUGACCGCGUUGUGCUGAUCGCAUUUGGGCUUUCGUUAUGGCGUAACGAGAUCACACGAGGAUGAACAGAAUCACGAGGCCUGUGGGCCCCUGUAGGGGCGGCUUGUACGUCGUCGAGGGCGAAGUAUGUCUCCUGGGGACGGCGAUGCGACGUGGUGCCCGAUGGUCGUCUCACCAGGAUGACAAUCAGGACAUUCUCAUGAAAGGCUUGAAUACCUUAAAGGAAGUGUUAAAUGAACAUAGAGAUCUAUCACAGUUGGAGCCUGCAGUUUUUCUCACUCCUUUUCUGGAAAUUAUAAGAUCUGAAGAAACUACAGGACCUGUGACUAGCUUAGCACUGUCUGCUGUUAAUAAGAUAAUUUCUUAUGGUCUCGUUGAUCCUAAUCAUCCUACUAUAGCAUCUUGCGUAGAAGCGAUUGCUGAUGCAGUUACACAUGCGAGGUUUGUAGGUGCUGAUGCUUCUGGUGAUGGAGUGGUCCUCAUGCGAGUUCUGCAAGUUCUGACAGCCCUCAUGCUCUCAUCUGCUGGCGAUUAUCUUUCUAAUGAAAGUGUAUGCGAAAUUAUGCUGAGUUGCUUUAGGAUAUGUUUUGAAACACGUCUCAGUGAAAUACUUAGAAAAACCGCAGAACAUUGCCUGAGAGAUAUGGUUCAACAUUUAUUCACCAGGUUACCUCAAUUUGUCGACGAUAUCAGAGCUUUGCCGAACAUAAAAAAAAUGAGAGCAAACAAUAUGGAAAAUACUCGCAGCAAGAGUAGAAAAUACAAAAGUUAUAUGAAACAAAAGUCCAAAUCUACCACGGAUGACAUUGACGAGAAAGAACCACAUAUUUCAAGUUCAGUUGACAAAAUACGAGCUAGUCACUUGGCUACCACUCCCGUCUCACCAGUUGGUAAUAUCGUUGAUAUGCAGGGAUCAUUGAAUCAUGGAAGUAUUGACAAAAACGAGGAUGAUAAGAAUGAGAAUAAAAUUAUUACCAAAGAUACUGCUAAAAUUAUUAACAAAGAUACUGCUGAAAAUGAACAAAGUUCAUUUAACAACUGUAAAGUAGUGGAUAAUCAGGAGGCUAAUAAGAAGCAGGAGAUUGAUAAAGAUGUAAGCAACAGAGAUAUUAAGAACGAGACAGAAACAGUUGAAGCGAACAAUGCUGAAAAUGUCGAUGUGGAGAAUAAAAUCGCAGUCUCGGCAGAAAAUAAGAGCAUAGAGAAAGAAGAUACAGCUGAUCAGAAGAAUACAGAUGAAUCCGAAUCUUCCAUUAAGCAAUCUGUCUCAGAAAGUCAAAGCGACGAGGAGAAAAGCAUCGAUUUGGUUCAAUCUCCGAUUGAUAGCGUGGAAGAUUUAUCGAUAGACGAGAAUGUGUCCAAGACAUCUAAAGUGAAGGAAUCUGAGCAAAUCGAGGAAUAUGUGAAUAGUCAAGGAAUACGAUUUAUUCCAUUACAACAGCGGGCAUCGUACGGCGCGUUAUGCGUUCGUGAACUAUUCAGAUUUCUUAUUUCUCUAUGUAGUCCUCUCGACAAGCAAAACAAUGAAAUUAUGACCCACUUGGGUCUUAGCUUAUUACAAGUGGCAUUGGAGAUCGCCGCCGACGCUCUUUCUAACUUUUCAUCUUUACUUGCGCUUGUGAAGGAUGAUUUGUGUAGAAAUCUAAUCUUGCUACUUGGAACAGACAGAUUGUCAAUUCUCGCUGUAGAUCUUCAAGUAUCAUUCCUGCUAUUUGAAUCGCAAAGAGAACAUUUAAAAUUUCAACUGGAACAUUAUUUAAUUAAAUUAAUGGAAAUAGUUGUUUCCGAAUCUAAUAGGAUAUCAUACGAGCAACGGGAAUUAGCCCUUGAAGCUAUAGUAAGAUUGUGGAGAAUACCCGGUUUACCCGCUGAGUUAUAUUUAAAUUACGAUUGUGGGCUUUACUGCACGAAUUUGUACGAAGAACUUAUGAAAAUGUUUUCUAAGGUAUCUCUCCUUAGUAAAUCGCUUAAUUCUCUCGUUAGUGCUUGUUCGGUGAAUUCUAAUAACGAAGAUAUAUCUAUAUUUCUAUUGGAGUUACUGCUAAAAGUAACCAUACAAAAUCGCGAUAGAGUAACAUGUAUCUGGCCGGUAGUCCAAGAUCAUUUGGAUCGUCUGUUAACGGUAGCUGCGCGUGAGAAUCAUCCUUACUUGCUUGAGAGAGUAGCUGUGGGUACGCUGAGAUUGGCUAUCAUAUUUUUACGCAGAGAGGAAUUUGCGUGUCUGUCUUCUCUAUUAUCUCUGACCCAUUUGCCGUCUGCGACAACCGCACCGUUAGCUCGACAAAUCGCCUAUGGUCUAUUUGAGUUGCUGAAAAUGGGCGUCGCUAAUAUUCACAGCGCCGAAGUUUGGAAGGUAAUAUUCAGCCUUCUGAAGUGCGCUGGUGCAGGCGCAUUGGCGUCUAGACGGUCCAACAUGGUCUUGGAGACGGCGAACGCUUGGGCAUCAGUUCUGGACCCUAGAUCUAUUAGUCUCGUACCGGAAUGGAUAUUAGUGUCGCCAACUAGUACAGAAGCGCCGCUUCCGGUAGCCGCUGACACAAUAGUGUUGGCGUGUGAUUUGCAACCGCACGAUUCGGCGGCGUUCGUUAAAUGCUGCGAAAGCCUAAAUCUCCUGGUGCUUGAUAUGGCGCAUGUUACACCCUUUAAUUUUGAUCUAUGCGUUAACUGCAUGAGAACGUUCGCCGAAGCGGUGCUGCACGCGGAAAAACGAAAUAGAGUAUGCAGUUCUACGGAGGAGUCGGUCGGCCAUCAAGAGAGCUUCAAGCAGCUGUUGGAAGUAAUGAAGACGCUGCAUACAAAAAUCGCAUGGAUAUUCCGAUGGUGGGCAGACGAAGGUAGCAUUGGUGAUGGUAUAUCCCCGUGGUCGCGAGCUUGGCGACCGCUACUGCAAACUAUCGCACGACUUUGCUGCGAUAUUCGCAAAGAGGUACGCAUAGCGGCAAUCUCAUAUCUCGAUAAAAUCUUGGAGUCUGAUUUGGCACAGCUGACCGUAAUAGAGUGGUCGCAAUGUCUAAAGGAAGUAUUAUUUCCACUGUUGGCGCAAUUACUGGGUCCGAUUGCAGCCAACGAUCCUAUCGGCGUUGAGGAAACGAGAGUCAUGGCCGCGAAGCUGGUUUCCAAAACUUUUCUUGAUCAUCUAACUCCUCUUCUGACUCUACCCGAUUUUCUGCCAUUAUGGUUAACGGUACUGAAGUUUCUACGGAUGUACAUGCAUGCCGACAACAGCAAGAAGUUAUUUAAAGCGAUCCCCGAGUCGCUAAAGGAUAUGUUGCUGGUGAUGUCGUCGAUCAACGUUCUAGUGCCGAGCUCCAAUCUUUGGGCGCCCACGUGGAGGGCAAUAGACGCGUUUCUGCCGAAUCUGAGAACGGGACUCUUCCCAGAACUGCCCGUUGCUGUUCUGUCGCCGCCGCAGCAAUCACUGCAGUCGCAAGUUAUUAGUUUGGUCAGCCAACAGCAAUCACCAUCUUUUCCGGGAUUUAUAGCGCCACAACCAGAAGGUAUUUCUGUUUCGGCUGACGUUGAAAACUACAAUGAGAACAAUGCAGAUGCGAAGACGCAGUCUGUGAAUAUUCUUAAUCCUGCGCAAUCCGCCGGAAUUCCAAUUUCGUUCCCGACAUUGAUGUACAAUACCGAGGGUAAGGAGAUGCAACAAAUGAUUACUCUAAUUGGUCAACCAGUGCCCAGUCCGGUCGCGGUGCAACCAACAGCUCAGACUUUCUUUGAUAUUUGCUACUCAGUGAAUUCCUUAACCGGCGAAAAAACACUCGAACGACAGCAGCAUCAACAGGAACAUCAGCAGCAACAACAACAACAGCAGCAACAACAACAACAACAACAACAACAACAAUCUAUGCUAACAAGUGAGAAAGAACAUAAUAAAUUGAUAAAAAAUACCGUGCAAAAUGUUGGUUUGGCGGAUGAAAAGCGUGAUUUGAUUCUUGCGAUGAAAAAAUAUGAGGAAUGGAAACAACAGGAACAGCAACAACUGUUGAUGCAACAACAGUAUACGCAACCUAUGCAAUCAUACGUACAGACAAUGCAAUAUCAACAUCCAAUGACGGAAAAUUCCCCAUACCGCGUGGGUCCGUCAAAGACGAAGACAAUAGAUUUUGUUAGGACGACGAUGUUUAAUUCCGCGACGUAUUUUAGCGAGGAUUCGGUGGAUCUUCUCUUCGUCGUCAGAUCUAAUCUUUGACCAUUGUAUAUUUCUUGUAUAUAAAUUGUAUUAUAUAAAAUUUGUACAAUGCGUGAUUAUAUUCUGUGCAGAACAUCGAGAAAAUGAAGAGCAUGUUUAAUUUUUGUUUCUCAAUAUGCGUUUUAGUGUACUCACAUGAGAUACAUAUUAAAAAGCAGAAAUUGGAAAUACCAAAUGCAUUUUUUGCAUAAUGUAAUAAAGAUAUACCAUAAAGGAAAUAUAUUCUUGUAACAUUCUUAGAAUCUACAUGUAUUGUAGAAUUUUCAUAUACUUGCAUAACGUGUAACAUUUCUUGCAAUUUUAUGUUAUAAUUCAUAUUGUUUGGACAUUUACACAUCCUUUUAAAUGAUAUCUAAAUAAUUCUGUAGCAAAUGAAUGUAUGUAUAGUAUCAUAUACACUUACUGUUAUCUUAAUUUAGUAA
Molecule: messenger RNA, 4790 nt
Organism: Pogonomyrmex barbatus (red harvester ant)
Lineage: Eukaryota; Metazoa; Arthropoda; Insecta; Hymenoptera; Formicidae
Product: Golgi-specific brefeldin A-resistance guanine nucleotide exchange factor 1-like
Biological process (GO): regulation of ARF protein signal transduction
Molecular function (GO): guanyl-nucleotide exchange factor activity
Source: RefSeq, a predicted model, not a curated record